UGGAAGAUACCAUUCGGGCGGGAGAGGGGGGGGGGCGGAGUGGCUGUUAAGGUGGAUUCGCCCACCCGCCCGUGUCGAAACGGAGGAAAACCUGGUAUGGAAUGAUAAAGAGAGGAAAGGAGUGCCUUUGUUGAGGCUUUUGAGGCGUAGGUAAGAGAGAGACCCCAAAACAUGGCUUUUUGGGGACCCAAAAAAAGAAUGGAAGAUCCCAGAUUGCCAGCCUCGGAGGAAUGGCAUGCUCCUGAUGAGGAAGCUUGGCUGAGUCAGGUAUUUCUUACUGUGGGCUCGCGACCAUCAUGGGAGAGAUUAAAAUCUCUCCGGACUAUAACUGGUUCAGAAGUACAGUUCCUCUCAAAAAGAUCAUUGUAGAUGAUGACGACAGUAAGGUUUGGUCGCUUUAUGACGCGGGACCCCGGAAUAUCCGUUGCCCCCUGAUCUUCCUCCCUCCGGUCAGCGGGACGGCCGAUGUCUUCUUCCAGCAGAUUCUAGCCUUGUCUGGAUGGGGCUACAGAGUCAUUGCCUUGCAGUAUCCGGUGUACUGGGAGAUUUUUGAGUUCUGCGAUGGAUUCAGAAAACUGUUAGAUCAUCUACAGCUGGAUAAAGUUCACAUCUUUGGCGCAUCUUUGGGAGGAUUCCUGGCUCAGAAAUUUGCGGAAUACACCCAUAAAUCACCCAGAGUCCAGUCGCUGGUUCUGUGCAACGCCUUCAGCGAUACCUCCAUUUUCAACCAGACAUGGACUGCAAACAGCUUUUGGCUGCUGCCGGCCUUUAUGUUGAAGAAAAUUGUCCUCGGAAACUUUGCAUCCGGUCCCGUUGACCCCGAAAUGGCGGAUGGAAUUGAUUUCAUGGUCGAUAGGCUGGAGACCCUGGGCCAAAGUGAGCUUGCCUCGAGACUCACCCUGAACUGCCAAAAUUCCUAUGUGGAGCCUCAUAAAAUCCGAGACAUCCCCGUUACCAUCAUGGACGUCUUUGACCAGAGCGCUCUUUCCACCGAAGCCAAGGAGGAGAUGUAUAAGCUGUACCCCAACGCCCGGAGAGCCCACCUCAAGACUGGGGGCAACUUCCCUUACCUCUGCAGAAGCGCCGAAGUCAACCUCUAUAUCCAAAUACACUUGCUCCAGUUCCACGGCACCAGAUACGCCGCUAUCGAUCCUUCUAUGAUCAGCGCUGAAGAACUCGAGGUCCAAAAGGCCAACCUCCAAACCAGCAUUGAGCCGGAUCCGGAGACGUUGUAGCCCUCGGGAUCCUGCUCCGUGACAACAAUCGCAACUUUCCAACUUUGGCCUUUCCUUUACUAUGAAACCGGCGAGAACCGGUUCCUUCCGCGAAGCCAGACCGGUUUCAAUGAAACGGAACACUUUCUCGUUCACGUCAUACGACACGGGAUGCCACGUUCGGAGGACUCCUUGAAAGCAACAAUCUAAGGAAACUUUUGCUACCAAAGGCUUCACUCUUGUGUUCUUAAAGAAAAUAAUCCUUUUUAAAUGUGUAUAUAUACACACACACACACACAUAUAUAUAUAUAUACACAUACAUACAGAGAGAGAGAUGUGUGUGUGUGUGUGUGUGUGUGUAUAUAUAUAUAUAUAUAUAUACACAUCCAUGCAGAGAGGGUGCGCACAUGUGUGUAUAUCAUGAGCAAAUUACGUAUGCCUGAGGGUUUUGUUUAUCAUUUGAAUAUUGAGUUUUAAAAGCGAUGUCCAAGUGCCAAUGUUGGUAUUACUUUUCUUUCUUUGCUUCUUAUCGACUUCUUUUUGCAAUUAGAACAUGGUUAUUAUUAUUUUUUGGUAAAAUUGCCUUGCUGCCUCAAUAAACCUUUGGAAUAAAAAUUCA
Anolis carolinensis (green anole) is the source of this 1833-nucleotide messenger RNA. RefSeq names its product SPG21 abhydrolase domain containing, maspardin (gene spg21). The transcript is spliced from 9 exons. Gene Ontology annotation, molecular function: CD4 receptor binding. The coding region runs from base 297 to 1235 and encodes 312 amino acids. The record is from RefSeq and is a predicted model, not a curated record. NCBI's taxonomy places the organism in Eukaryota, Metazoa, Chordata, Lepidosauria, Squamata, Anolidae. Gene Ontology annotation, cellular component: cytosol; trans-Golgi network transport vesicle.